This is a messenger RNA of Boleophthalmus pectinirostris (great blue-spotted mudskipper), 3343 nucleotides long. RefSeq names its product cytidine monophospho-N-acetylneuraminic acid hydroxylase (gene cmah). The record is from RefSeq and is a predicted model, not a curated record. Gene Ontology annotation, molecular function: 2 iron, 2 sulfur cluster binding. Bases 49 to 1821 code for a protein of 590 amino acids. Lineage: Eukaryota; Metazoa; Chordata; Actinopteri; Gobiiformes; Gobiidae. The transcript has 15 exons.
AGGCGACAGGUGCACAACAGCUCCAGGACACUUCGACUGCAAAAGAACAUGGAACCUCAGAAGGCGAAGGUGGUCCUGAUCUUGGACUCUGAGGCGGUGGAUUCGCUCAAAGACGGAGUCAACUUCAAGAAAAACCCACAAGACGCCAAAUGUUACAUCAUCUACAAGAGUGAGGAGGGGUACCGCGCCUGCAAGAACCAGUGCAAACACCAGGGGGGGGUCUUCAUCAAGGACAUAGAAGAUCUAGGAGGAAGCACGGUGAAAUGCACCAAACACAACUGGAAACUCAACGUGUCCACCAUGAAGUACGUGAACCCUCCAGACAGCUUCAUGCAGGACGAGCUGGAGGUGGAGGUGCUGGAGGACGGGGGCUUACAGCUGGUGGAGUUGUGCCCAGAGGACCCCUGGUUACUGGACCCCCGGGAGCCUGUGGAGCUGCAGCCUGGAGAGGUGCAGGUGACGUACCUGACCCACGCCUGCAUGGAGCUGAAGCUGGGCCAGUGCACGUUCCUGUUCGACCCGUGGUUACAGGGCCCUGCCUUCGCUCGGGGCUGGUGGCUCCUUCAUGAACCUCCUGCAGACUGGAGAGAGCGUCUGUGUGGAGCCGACCUCAUCUACAUCAGCCACAUGCACUCAGACCAUCUCAGUUAUCCCACUCUUAAAGUCCUGUCCGAGAGGAGACCGGACAUGCCCAUAUACGUCGGGGACACGUCCAGACCUGUGUUCUGGUAUUUGGAGCAAAGUCAAGUGAAACUGAUCAACAUCAACGUGGUUCCUUUUGGCGUCUGGCAAAACGUAAACGAACAUUUGCGUUUCAUGAUUUUGAUGGACGGAGUUCACCCUGAAAUGGACACCUGCAUCAUCGUCCAGUACAAAGGUCACAUGAUCCUGAACACGGUGGACUGCACCAGACCAAACGGGGGCCGGCUCCCUCAGAACGUGGCCCUGAUGAUGAGCGACUUCGCCGGGGGAGCGUCGGGCUUCCCCAUGACCUUCUACGGAGGAAAAUACACAGACUCGUGGAAGGCCGAGUUUGUGAAGAACGAGAGAAAGAAGCUGUUGAACUACAAGGCGUCUCUGGUGAAGACACUGCAGCCCAGAGUCUACUGCCCCUUCGCUGGGUACUUUGUGGAGGCUCAUCCCUCUGACAGAUACAUAAAAGAAACCAACACGAAGAACUCGGCCAGCGCCCUGAACGACCUCAUCAACAAACAAGCCCCAGAAGUCCGGACCUGGACCCCACUGCCGGGAGCCGUACUAGACCUGGGACUGGCCCUGAGACUGGACCCCACAGACAGUGGAGCAGUGCACGUCCCUCCGGCUGGUACUAAAGAGUACAAGGACAGCUGGGACAUGGAGCCGUACGUGAACGAGCAGAACGAGGCCAUCGGCGCACACAUUUUCCGUUACCCCGAGUGGAUCCGCUUCUACUACACGUGGGCUGGAUUCCGCGACUACAAUCUGGUCGUCAGGGUGAUCGAGAGCGACGAGGACUUCGGGCCGUUCCCUGGAGGUUACGAUUACCUGGUGGACUUCAGUGAUCUCAGUUUUCCCGCGCAAAGACCCUCCAGAGAACACUCCUAUUUAGAGUUGAAAAACCGCGUUGGCGUGAUGCGCUGGGUGGUUCUAAACGGACGCCUGUGGGACGACCUGUACAUCGGGUUUCAGAACAGGAUCAGCAGAGACCCCGACGUCUACCACCACAAGUUUUGGAACCACUUCCAGAUCGAGCUCCCGCUGCAGAGGCCGGACUGGGACCAGUUCUUGAAGGAGGUCCGGUCCGGAGAGCCUGAGGAUCCGACCCAGAACCAGACCAUUUGACCAUCACUACUAAUGGCUAAUGAAGGCCACAUGGAGCCCACCCUGCACCUGUCUGACAGGGGCGAGGCCACCGUCAGGGCGCGUGCACGGAGUCUGGAGCGCGCCAGGUGGGCGGGGCGGAGCAGGGCGCCACGGGCAAACAGCUGUAUUUCUAGGUUCCGCACAGCCGCACAAAAGUAAACCAUCAACAAAAAUACACAAAAAGGACUAAUUACAACUUACUACAAAAGGGAACAAAAACAACUAAUGAUCCAAAUCAAUGUGCGAAACAAUCAUAAACUGUAUAAAAAGUGGAGUAAGUGAGUGUGACGUCACCAGAGCGUCACAACGACACGUACGGCUCAGGGUUUGGUGGUAAAUUUCCAGAAAGUAUAAGAAUGUUAUUAAAGAAAAACAAAAACAAACAAACAAAAAGAAAGAAAAAAAAUGCUCAAGUAAAAGUAUUAAGUACUUGUUUAAAAAUGUAUUUCAGGAGUAAAUAGUAAAAGUAUUUUGCACAAAUGUAUAAAGUUACAGAUGUAGUGAUUUUGAUAAAAAUAUGUGCUUGAUUUUGUGCAACAGAAACAACUGAAUCAACUACAAAUGUGUCCAAAAUCAAUCCUCAGAAUCCUUGUAUCAUUUGUUUUUCAAAAUAAAAUAAAAAAAAUAAUAGCAAAGAAAAACAGAUUUUUCAGCUCAGAUUUAAGUUUCCUGCAGGCACGAAACUUCAGAGACUUGAUGGACCCAGUAAACAUCAAGAGAAUUUAAUGAAAUUUCUCACAGAAGUUUACUUUGGAAGGUGUAAAAAAUUGAUACUAGGUACAGAUUGAUUUUCAAAAAUGUUUCAAAAAGUUGGGCAAAUGAUGCUCUCUAGUGACCUCCUGCCUCCUGGUUCCAGAAGUACAUUUCUUAUUAGUUUUUCUCUUAGACUUUCUGAAACAAAAAAUGAAAGUUUGAAAUCUCAGGGCUGAUCAGCGAAUGACCAACCAGACAGGAGUCGCCAAGUGCCUCUGCUCAAUUUCAUUUCUCUCCAGCGACUAGAUCAGGAAUCAGAAUCCACUAAACCAGGAGUGUCAAACUCAUUUUGUUCCGGGGGCCAUAUCCAACGUACUUUGAUCCCAAAGGGGCCGGAUCAGAAAACUCAUGUCAUAUAAACCCCAAAAAUAAAAAUAAGUUCAAAUAUUUGUGCAGAAAAACGCAAAUGUAUUACAGAAAUAUUUUUUAAAUUGAUGAACUCUUUCUUUUACAAAAUAUUAUAUUAUUAAGAACCUGAAACUUUAAGAAAAAUGCAAUUUCAACACAACGUUUUAACAUGAACUUGUUUGCAAACAGGAAUAAGUCAGUUUUUGUUGUAAAAUCCUGCACUCGGCUCCACUUUUCUCAUGUUGGACAUUUUUGUGAUGAGGGUGUCACGGUCAACAGUCAAAACGAUCGUCCUUUAAGAGCGUUUGGAAAGAGACAAGUCUUCAUUUGUGCUGCUCUGGUGGGAGGGGCCACGUACAGAGACGCUGGAGACGCUGCUGUGAUAAACACCACAGAAAAU